This is a messenger RNA of Seriola dumerili (greater amberjack), 7190 nucleotides long. Its product is annotated as AP2-associated protein kinase 1-like. The transcript has 20 exons. Gene Ontology annotation, biological process: protein phosphorylation. The record is from RefSeq and is a predicted model, not a curated record. The coding region runs from base 868 to 3567 and encodes 899 amino acids. Lineage: Eukaryota; Metazoa; Chordata; Actinopteri; Carangiformes; Carangidae. Gene Ontology annotation, molecular function: ATP binding; protein kinase activity.
CAGCUAGGAUGUUGCGAUAUCGCAGGCAGCCAAAGAUUGCUGUGGUUGCAGAGAUUAGGCUGCUGGGUAGAAACCUCCGUGUAAUGUUUUGGUAGAUGUCAAAUUCUGCGGUUUCUGAUUUGCAGCUACAGUUGCGACAGACGGAGUCUUCAGUUUCCCGUCGACUCUGCGCUUGUUUGUAUUGAAGAAUAGCUGCAUCGCGCGCUAAUGCGUUAGCAAACUAAAAAUCACAGUUUUAUUGUAAAUGUAGGCGAAUAAAUGGCUAGAAAGGCAGCUAUGUGGCAACAAACGGCCGCUCCACUUGAAUGAGGAUGGAAAGAUUUUCUCGGGCAACGCUAUCGCACAAGUUACACGUCGGAUACAUCGCACUCGGAGACAUUAUCUUCAGAGGAUAACCUGGAUAACCUUACACGAAAUGUCAUAGCGCGUAAGUAGCUAGCACUUAGCUAGCUUAGUAAUGGCUGGACGAGAUGGAGAAGGACCUAAUGUUAUCAGCAGCAGCCGACCAUGAACAGCUGGAUGGAUAGCUAAAGAAAUACUUUCUCCGGAGAUGCUUUAGCCUCCUGGGUGGUGUAAUUCACUUACAUAACAGCUAGUCGCAGCCGCUCUAGCUAUCAUCAACUGGCUUGUGUUGGCAAGCAAAUGGGAAAUUUGCCACCAAAAAUCUGGGUUGUCUCAACAUCAUCAUAAGUGACAAAGGCAUCACUGCAUGUUUUGAGGCUGCAAAUAGACUCGCUUGAAGCGUCAGAUUCGUCAGGUUUACAAUCUGACCUGCAUUGGUGCAAUAAUUCACUGCACAGGAAACAAUCAGCUCUCCUCUGUUUCUGUGACUGAAGCCGCAAAUACUCCCCCUGCCAUUUCGACAACAUGAGGAAGUUCUUUGAUUCUCGUCGGGAGUUGGUCAGCUCCGGGCCUGGUUCUGGAGGAGGCGGUGGCAGCUCCGGGUCCAGUCAUGCAGGCGGAAAUUUCAUUGGACGAGCCUUCACUGUCGGGCGACACCAAGUCACUGUCGAGGAGAUUAUAGCUGAAGGUGGCUUUGCAAUUGUGUUCCUUGUGCGAACAAAUCAAGGGGUGCGUUGCGCCCUGAAGAGGAUGUAUGUCAACAAUGAGCAUGAUCUGCAGGUGUGCAAACGCGAGAUUCAAAUAAUGAAAGACCUUGUCGGUCACAAGAAUAUUGUUGGUUAUCUGGACUCCAGUAUCACAGCAAUGGGAUCAAGGGAUGUAUGGGAGGUUCUCAUACUUAUGGACUACUGCAAAGGAGGGCAGGUGGUCAAUCUGAUGAAUCAGAGGCUGCAGACUGGUUUCACUGAGGCUGAGGUGCUGCAGAUCUUCUGUGACACUUGUGAUGCUGUUUCUCGUCUGCACCAGCGCAAGACACCUAUCAUCCACAGAGACCUAAAGGUGGAGAACAUCCUUCUGCACGACAAAGGUCAUUAUGUGCUGUGUGACUUUGGCAGUGCUACUAACAAGUUCCAGAGUCCGCAGACUGAGGGAGUGGCCGCCGUGGAGGAAGAGAUCAAAAAGUACACCACUUUAUCAUAUCGUGCUCCUGAAAUGGUGAACCUCUACAACAACAAGAUUAUCACCACAAAAGCAGAUAUCUGGGCACUGGGUUGUUUGCUGUACAAGUUGUGCUUCUUCACUCUGCCCUUUGGUGAAAGCCAGGUGGCCAUCUGUGAUGGCAGUUUCACCAUUCCAGAUAACUCGCGCUACUCUUACGAUCUUCACUGCCUCAUUCGGUACAUGCUGGAGCCGGACCCAGACAUAAGACCAGAUAUCUACCAGGUGUCCUUCUUUGCUUUCAAACUAGCUCAGCGGACCUGCCCUGUUCAGAAUGUGAAGAAUUCUCAAAUUCCCUCUAAACUUCCUGAGCCGAUCAAAGCGAGUGAGGCCGCCGCCGCAAAGAAGAGCCAAACUAAGCCCAGACUGACAGAUCCAAUUCCCACCACUGAAACCUCCAUCACCCCUCGCCAGAGGCCCAAAGCAGCCCAUACCCAGCCUGCUGCUGGCAUCCUACCCAUCCAGCCUGCUGCUCUCACCCCUCGCAAGCGGGCUAAUCUCCCUGGUGGUGCAGCUCAGCCUGUGGGAGUCAGUUUAGACCUCUCUCAGCCAGCUGCAGCUCUGCAGUCACAGAAGGCGCAGACUUCAGCUCUGCCUCUCAUCCAGUCACAAAACAAUUCCAGUCAGGCUGUGGCUCCGCAGAAGCAGGCCGCGCAGCCAGCCGCCGCUGCAGGAGCAGACACUACAGCAGCAGCAAUAUCACCAGUGACCAAGGCUGAUGUCCAACCGCAAGUACAGCCAGCAGUCCAGCAACAGACCACACCUUCUUCUGUGGGCAGCUCCACCUCCCAGCAGGCAGCGCCGACUCCGUCCAGCCCAGCCCCACCCCAACGCCCGGCUCGACGCAAGCAGGCCAGCCAGGCUCAACAGCCUGCGGCUCAGCCUUCGCCCAGCAAACCAGCCCCUGGUCAGCAGCCUGUAUCUCAGCAGCAGAUAACGCAGCCAGCAGCUGCCCUUGCUCAGCCUGCCUCCACUGAGAUCAGCCAAAAAUCAGCUGAGGCGACUCCACCUGCUUCUCCGAAGACAACCGAAGAACGAGGCCACCAACGCAUCCCGAGUGACGCCACAGCGAGUAGCGUCGCUGCAGUUGACUCACAGCAGCUGCAAGGACCUAAUGGAGAUGCGGCCCUCAACCAAUCACUUACAUCUCAACCGAGCGGCACCCAGCCUGCUCAGCUCGGUGUUGGAGAUGCAGUCCAGGACCAAAGCAAAGCUGGACCCACUGCUCCUGCCUCUGGCACCCCCACACAGCCCGCAUGGAACCCCUUUGAUGAUGACAACUUCACCAACCUCUCUGCUGCAGAAUUCAAAGCAGAAGACAUAAAGCCCAGUGACCUACCUUCAGAAACUGAGACAACAUCAUCUGAAGAGUUGAUACCAGGUCUGCAGGCCUCAACUGUGGAAAAUGAACCCCAUGAAACUGUUGAAAGACCUUCAGCCAUUCUUGACGUGGAUUCUGGAGCCUCACUGCUGGUUGUCCCAGAUCCUUUCUGUACACUCGAACUGUCGGAUGCACCAGAGAAGCUGAUUGAAGGACUGAAAUCUCCAGACACGUCUUCACUCAUGCUUCCUGACCUCUUGUCAUUGUCUGAUCCCUUCGGUGGUUCUGUGGAAGAGUCUGCAAAAGACUCUCUCACUGCCGACGACUCUCUCCUGGGCUGCUCUCUGAUCUCUGGUCCGUCCGUCCCUCCAGCAGCGAGCAGUGCCACCACCUCCGUCUCCUCUGCCCCCACCUCCGCUGCCUCUGUGUUGGAUGAUUUCAGUCUGUUGUCUGGAGAUUCUGCACAGCCUAAAGCAGACUCGUCUCUCCUGAUCUCAGACUUUGAGCCCCAACAAGCGAGUGGAGAGGGAGGCACGGAGGACGAGUUUGAUCCAAUUCCCGUCACAGGCCGAAAGAACUCCCAAGUUUCAGGAGGCCACUCGCGCAGUAACAGUGGCGGCUCUGAAUCCAGCCUGCCCAGCUUGGCCCGCUCCCUGCUGCUGGUGGACCAGCUCAUCGACUUGUAGGCGGCCCUCCCCCCCCUCCCUCGUAGAAGCUGUAACACUGGAUUAUAGACUGGCAUAGCAUAACUGCAAUCAACACUGUUGUCAUAGCUAGCUUCCUGCACCCCCUGGCUGUCAUCAUCAUUGUAGUUCCUACAGUAGAAAUGUCCUUCGCCUUUCAGUGCUUCUUCAUCCCCGCCCUCUCCGCCGUAUCAACUGCAUUAUCUGGCUUCUCUUCACCUCUUAUCUCUCACCCUCUCACUCACAUUUUCUCUUUGUUGUAGUCUCUGCGCAUCAUGUAUUGUCCAUUGGUUCAAGAGUGGCCAGUACACUAACAUCAUCCUGACGAUUAACCAUUACAUCUUUCUGUCAAUCAGGAUAUAAUAUUGCUAUCCAGUUUGUUUGAACAAUAUCGCAUUAUGUCAAAUAGCAAACAAUAGAAGAUCAUCGUUGUAAUGUACAAUAGGCAUAGUUAUAAGUGGUUGUAGUUAUUAUCGUGCACAAGUGAAUUUGUCGUUGUUUGCCUUUUUAAAUUCUCCUCCCCAGAUUUAUUUGCACAUUUUAAAGUAAAACCAUGGAAAAGUUAAAUGACAAACUUGUUCAAAUAAGGUCAGUUUAUUUCUUCUGCAAGCGGAAACUUAUUUGAAACGUAGUCAUGUAGCCUGAUUUGCACAGUAGCAUAAGUGUUACCUCUGUCAGCCUGUUGGGUGGAAUAUCUUUAACAAUUUAAAGCUGCUAAAGAGUAGACUGAAAAAUGAAAUCAAAUCGUGCCACAAUCUGGAAACAAAACAGUCAUAACGACACCUCCUACUACUUCUCUGUCUGCUUCUGCAGCACGAGCACCAUACUGAGUUAUUGUGAUGGAGAGAAAAGCAGGACACAAAAAGUUUCCCUGAUCAGACUAAACAGUGAAGUGCCAUAAAAUAAUCUGUGAAGCAAACUACUGACUGAAACAGUCCUGAAAGUGUACAGGAUCUGCUAAUCUAUAAAUAUAAGUACAAUUAAAAAGAACAUCUUACAAAUUCUGUCAUCAAUCCAAGGUGAACUUGUUGUCCAGACAGAGUGUACUUUUAAAACAAGGACCUGUUCUCAUUUGCUGUUAUUUUAAGCUUCCUUUUGAUUUUAUCCUUGAGGCAAGCAAGAGGUUGCUUUGGAAUUAAAUGGCAAAUCCUGGUCAUUUAACAGUGUUUAUACCAGUGUGCCAUACCGACAUUAAAUGCAUGAAAUCAUGAAAAUAAAUUUAAAUAAUCAACAUUAAUAGGAAAUAUUAGAACUACAGUAGCUGUUAUAUAUAGAGAGAACAUUCAUGACGAUUCAGGUGAUUUUUUGGCACUAACAGAAACAAACUAAUGUGGCAUUUUAAAAAUGAUUUUCACUCAUUCACAUUUUUUCUUUAAUAUCAACACAAACAUUAAUUCCCCAUCAUGCAAUCCUUCCUACAUUCCUGUCACUUGUUUACUCCUUAUUUAUGUAAAUAGAUAUCUGGACCCCGUGCAGGCUCUUAUCCAGACCAUAGAAUUGGUUAUUCUUCCCGUGUAUAUAUGAAGUCAUUGUCAUAAAGCUUUACUUGUGGAAGACAUAUUGCUUUACUUGUGAAAUCUCUCUCAGUAUAUAUAUAUCUAUACAUAUAUAGAUAUAUAUAUAUGUAUACAUGAGAUAUUGUUUUCCUGUUAAUAAAUGUUAAUAUGAAUAGAGUGUUAGAGAAUGAAUGUAAGAAAUAAAUAUUAGUCUAUAAUAAAAAAUAUCUAUAAUUCUUAACACCAUAAUCACUGAAUAAUAUUGAAGAAUACUCUAUAAAUAUUUCAUUCCUCUUUGUGGAAUUGUGUGUUGAGAAAGUUUUUUUUCUUGGUUAUAUCUAUUCAAUAAUUGUCCGUACAUUCAAAUGUAUAGAUAAUAAUCCUAGUCUUUGUCCAACCUGGAAGAUUAGGCUGAAUCCCAUGUCUUAUUCCACCUUUGUGAAAAGAAAGUGAGCCUGUGUUCUGUUUGUUUACAUGGACUGAUGAAGGAUUAUAUUUUUACAGUUUUCUGGAGAGUGGGAGCUUAACCUCUUGAAUCUUAGUCCUGUUUCAUUUCAUUGCUAAACUAGAACUUUUUCUGAAAUUGUGCUUUACCGGUUUUAGUGAUCACAGAAUUCAUAUCAAAAAGCAUGGCAGUGUUGUUGAAUGUUAUGUUCAUGUGUGUUGGUAUACAGUGUUAUGAUAAGUAUGUAUGUGUGUGUGGAGUCAGACUUGUUGGAUGUGUUUUCCAGUAGCCUACUUGUGUUGUUGUUCGCUGCAAACAUGGCGACGGUCGCGUUGUCAUUAAAAUCUCCUCUUGAAGCACAGGCCCCCCUAAAUUCUCUCAGGUAGUCAGAGCUACAUGACUCUCUCUGAGAGUUGGAUACGUAUUGGCUUACUGCUCCCCAGUCUCACUGUCCUCUGGAAGUCUGCGCUCCAUAUUACAGUCAAGAGAACUUGUCUGAUGUAACGUGUGAGGGGCUCUCUGAGGUGCGAAGUCUGCCAGUCUCACAGUGAUGAUACGUCACUGUUGCUGUAGCAGUGGUUUGAUUAUCAGGCAGCAUGAAAGUCAGCUGUUCAGGGUUUGAAAAAUCAGCUCCAAUCAGCAAUAUAAAUGUUUCUGUAGGAUCAAACAAAGUCAUUUUGCUUCCUGUGCAUGGUUACAGUGGGGAGGACGACCUCCGCCUCCUCUUUUCAAUUUUUGUCGUAUUAAAAAAUGAUUUUAAAUAGCAUAUAGUGUGCGGUACGGUAUGUUUUUUUGUGAGAUCUACUGAAAAUACACCUUUCUGGAAGAGGAAUAGUACAUUUAAAUAAUCAGGAGUUAUUUUAUCAUUAUUUAACUCUAGUUAUUUAAAUCAGUCACAUUUUAAUUCAGAUAAAGUCCACAAAUUCUGGUUAGAUAUUAAUAAUAUCAUAUAUAUAUAUAUAUACAUAUAUAUAUACAUAUACAAUAACAAAUGAAUAAAUUAAGUAAUUAAUUGUAGUUACCUUUUGAAGUCAAGGCAGCAGUAUUCAAUAAAUCUCACAUCGCUUAAAAUCUUUGAAUCUUAAAUUUUAAAAUCCAGAAUAGGCUCAAACUAAGUUUCAUGAUAAUGAGUUGAAACAUAUUGAUUUCUGCGUUAUUUCAACGUCAGUCCAUUUGCUCCCAAAACGGAGAGUAUUUUGAGUAGAAAUCACUGAUUAACAAUUUAAAUUAUGUCCUUUUAUUGUCUAAAUCAAUAAACGUCGAGGAGCGGCUGGUUUCAAAGCAACAGGCUCUUUUGGCCGCAUUUACUGUAGGUACUGCAUGUGCAACUGAAGGCUUAUGUUUGUUUUGUUUUUUUAUCAUCCUCUCUAUGAUCCUUCCACUGAACAGCUCAGUCAUUUGAAGUUACUGUUUGAACCUAUGCAACUCCCGAGCUUUCUCCCUGUAGCCGCCUGUGUGCUGUUGUAAUCGGUAAAGCCAAGCAGGUAGUGAGAUUAGUCCUUGAUGUGAAACAGGAGCCCCUCGUUCUCUCUGUUGUUUUGCCAAAAAUGAAAUCUGAUACUAUUGAGUGUUUUGAGACGCCUCCUGUCUGUAUGGCCCCAAACCUGCGUCAGAGCUGUGGUAUCGUGUGCUCCUUCUAUUUUUGUGAGAUAAUUAAAGAAUUAUAAAGGGAUGGCAAAUAAAAU